AUGGUUUCUCCAGGGAUUCCGGCAUCUUUCUGCGGCCUCUAUUCUCUCAAACCCUCGUACGGCCGCUUUCCUACAUGCGGACUCCGAGAUGGGCUCGCCGGGCAAGAGGCGGUGCGAAACGCAAUCGGACCAUUGGCAACGUCCCUGGCCAGCGUUGAGAUGUGGACCAAAGCCGUGCUGGAAAGCGAACCCUGGACGGGGGCCGAUCCAGACUGUCUUCCUAUCCCAUGGCGUGACAUUGUUGUACCAGAGAAGCUUUGUUUUGGUAGGUCCCAUUCUCAGACGUCUCAGGGGCUUCUUGGCAACGUCAAGCCUCUGCCUCCUGUGACUCGGGCUCUCCUGCAAACAAAGGCCGCUCUCGAAGCAGCGGGACACACGGUCUUUGACUUUCAUAUCGAUGAACCAUUGUAUACCGAGUCACUCAAGUUCGCUCUGUAUCGCUCUGCUGCCGCCGAACAGCUCGGAACCACACUUGCCAAAACCCAAGAGCCCUGGCCUCGGGGCUUCGGGAUGUUCGAGGCGAUGGCCACCAACCCCUGGCCAGCAUCGUCACAAUAUGAAUUCAUAUACGACGACUAUACUAGUCUCUGGAACGUGCUGGAUUACUGCGCCACAACUUUGCCUGUAACCCAUGUCUCCCUCGAAGAUGCAAGGCCAGAGUUCGAACCACGAAAUCAGCUCGAGACGAGGAUUUGGAAGGACUAUGCGGUCGAAGAUGUGAUUAGAUGUCCCGUCGCUUUUCAGCUCGUCGGGCAACGUCUGAACGAAGAAUUCGGUUUCAACAAUGGUGUCGGUGGUAGUUUGGUCGACCUCCCCAGUUGGGUCUCCACGUUUCCUCGCAUCGACACCGUCAACACCACAGGAUCGGAAAAGACAGAAAACAGUCGGGUCCAAGGGACGGUCAUUGCCUUGUACACUCUCGGUGCACUCUUUGGUGCCUUGUCGUGUAUCGUCUUGGGUGAUCGAUUGGGUCGAAGAAAAACCGUCAUGUUGGGAGCUUUGGUCCACACCUUGGGAAGCAUCAUUCAAGCCUCCUCUUUCUCCUUGGGUCAAUUGAUCGUCGGGAGGCUCGUGUCUGGUUUGGGUUUCGGUGCCAUGAGUGCGACGGCUCCAAACUGGCAGAGUGAAUGUUCCAAAGCCGCACACCGUGGGUCGGUCGUGCUUCUCGAGUCUUUAUUCAUCAGCGCCGGCUUGGCCGUACAAGGUUGGGUCUGUUACGGAAUCUCACACGCCGGAGGAGCCGUGACUUGGAGAUUUCCUUUGGCACUGACGGGACUUUUUUCAUUGGUGGUCAUCUUCACCAUGUCACAGAUGCCGGAAUCCCCCAGGUGGUUGAUCAAAAAGGAUCGACUGGAAGAGGCCAAGAGAGUCUUGUCGGCUCUCGACGACGUCUCAGACGACUCUCCAGAAGUCUCGACCGAAGUCGCCAACAUCCAAGAAUCUCUUCGUCUCACGGGUCAAGGCCAUUUCCGGGAAAUCUUCACAAACGGCCCGGAAAGACUCUUCCACCGUACCUGUCUGGCCGCGGGUGGUCAAGUGUUUCAACAAAUGUGUGGCAUCAACGCCUUGGCCUUUUAUCUACCCACCUUGUACAGUCAAUACUUGGGUCUCCCAGCUGCCGACUCUCAGAUCCUCGCGGCGUCGGUUUUUACCUUCCAGACGGUCUGUUCACCCAUCGGUGUCCUCACGGUCGACAGGCUGGGUCGUCGAAAAUUGAUGGUCGUUUCGGCCAUCGGGAUGGGUUGUUGCAUGACAAUCAUGACCGGCACUGUUUCGGUCCCCGCCGACAAAGGGGCUCAAAUUGUAUCUGCCCUCAUGAUAUUCUUGUUCAGCAUGUUUUUUCCCACAGGCUUCUUGGGUUUGACUUUUUUAUAUGCGAGCGAAAUUGCACCACUCAGUAUGCGUGUACCCAUCACUUCGAUAUCGACGGGGACGGCGUGGGCUUUUAAUUUCUUGGUGGCAGAAAUCACCCCUAUCGGUUUCGCCACGCUCAAAUACAGAUAUUUCAUCAUCUGGGCUUGUAUCAAUUUGUUGUUGAUAACACCAUGUGUAUUUUUCUUUUGGCCAGAAACUGCCGGUCGUACCUUGGAAGAAGUCGACAAUAUCUUUCUCGAAAGUAAAACCAUCUUUGACCCUGUCAGGGUGGCGAAACGAAUGCCACGGAACAUCCAUCUUCAGGUGUCACAAGACAUUCAUACAGAGACAGCCACAGGUGGAUCAGAGAAGCAGGAGGUCGUGAAUAAAGAGGACUGA
Molecule: messenger RNA, 2253 nt
Organism: Exophiala oligosperma
Lineage: Eukaryota; Fungi; Ascomycota; Eurotiomycetes; Chaetothyriales; Herpotrichiellaceae
Exons: 8
Coding region: 1-2253 (750 amino acids)
Biological process (GO): carbohydrate transport; transmembrane transport
Cellular component (GO): membrane
Molecular function (GO): carbohydrate:proton symporter activity
Source: RefSeq, a predicted model, not a curated record